This is a messenger RNA of Nanorana parkeri, 4617 nucleotides long. It is a transcript of the gene STAG2, whose product is annotated as stromal antigen 2. Gene Ontology annotation, biological process: sister chromatid cohesion. Lineage: Eukaryota; Metazoa; Chordata; Amphibia; Anura; Dicroglossidae. The transcript is spliced from 32 exons. Bases 438 to 4010 code for a protein of 1190 amino acids. Gene Ontology annotation, molecular function: chromatin binding. Gene Ontology annotation, cellular component: chromatin; cohesin complex; nucleus. The record is from RefSeq and is a predicted model, not a curated record.
GGCAGUGAAGGGGUUACCGGACGUGUGUCCAGUCUGGGGUUAAAUAACCAAAACAAGGGCUCUGCCCAUUAGGUGGCGCUGUGUCACAGCGAGAGCCUCCGCCGCCUUGUGGCCACCAGGUGGCGCCUGCGCGCCUCAUUCGACUUCGAGCUGCCGAGGAGCGAACAACUCAAGCCGAGCAGCCGCCAAAGCGCUCCUUAUUUCUCACCUCAGGCCGGGAUAAGGAUUGGGCCUCGCCGUUCGGUGACUUUUCGGUUUAGGAAGCCUGUCUCCGUCUAUUCUCGGGAUUAGCAGCAGCCGGCGGGACGAGGCCCUCCCCCGGGAGGCGCGCUGUGCUGGAGCUGAGAUUUUACAGUUGUAGCUGGUUAUCACAUCUCGGAAGAGGUCUAUGAACCAAAUAUUCCAAGGGAGUUGGUUUUCCAGAAGAUGAUAAAGAAAUGAUAGCUGCACCAGAAAUCCAAACAGACUUCAAUCUCCUCCAGGACCCAGAAACCCAUUUCUCAUCUGAUACAGACUUUGAUGACAUUGAAAGCAAAAUCCCAAAACAAGGCAAAGGAAAGGUAUGUUCGAAAGGCAAAAAAAAUGUCACAGAGAAAGGAAAAGGGUCUUUCAAACCUGGUGGCCCUAACUGGAUGAAUGGUCAUCACCAACAAAAUGGAGUAGAGAACAUGAUGCUCUUUGAAGUGGUUAAGAUGGGCAAAAGUGCAAUGCAGUCUGUGGUUGAUGACUGGAUAGAAGCUUAUAAACACAACAGAGAUGUAGCACUUCUUGAUCUCAUAAACUUUUUUAUUCAGUGUUCUGGAUGCAAAGGUGUCGUCUCUGGAGAGAUGUUCCGUCACAUGCAAAAUUCAGAAAUAAUCAGAAGAAUGACUGAAGAAUUUGAUGAGGACAGUGGAGAUUAUCCUUUGACAAUGGCUGGUCCACAGUGGAAGAAAUUUAAGUUCAGUUUUUGUGAGUUCAUUGGAGUUUUAGUGCGCCAGUGUCAAUACAGUAUCAUAUAUGAUGAGUACAUGAUGGACACGGUAAUCUCUCUUCUAACUGGACUUUCUGAUUCCCAAGUUCGAGCAUUUCGACAUACAAGUACUUUAGCAGCAAUGAAGUUAAUGACAGCCUUGGUUAAUGUUGCCCUGAACUUGAGUAUCAACAUGGACAAUACACAAAGGCAGUAUGAGGCAGAGCGAAACAAGAUGAUUGGGAAGCGAGCCAAUGACAGACUGGAACUUUUACUACAGAAGAGAAAGGAGUUGCAAGAAAACCAGGACGAGAUAGAAAACAUGAUGAAUGCAAUUUUCAAGGGAGUGUUUGUCCAUAGAUAUCGAGAUGCUAUAGCUGAAAUUAGGGCUAUCUGCAUAGAGGAGAUUGGUGUUUGGAUGAAAAUGUAUAGCGACGCUUUCUUGAAUGACAGUUACUUAAAAUAUGUUGGGUGGACAAUGCAUGAUAAGCAAGGAGAAGUUCGGCUGAAAUGUCUUACAGCACUGCAAGGCCUUUAUUACAACAGAGAGCUUAAUGCUAAACUAGAACUCUUCACUAGUCGUUUCAAGGAUAGAAUUGUAUCAAUGACUCUUGAUAAGGAGUACGAUGUAGCAGUGCAGGCAAUAAAGCUCUUAACGCUGGUUUUACAGUGGUGGUGCCGGACUCCCCAGUGCUGUGCUGCGUCUCACCAGGGUGGUGCCGAACUCCCCAGUGCUGUGCUGCAUCUCACCAUGGCUGUGCAAGUAGUGGAAAAGAUGGGGAGAUCACUCACAGAUCGGCAGGAGACUGCACUAAUCGAAAUAAUGCUCUGUACGAUUCGACAAGCUGCUGAAUGCCAUCCUCCUGUUGGUAGAGGAAGCGGAAAAAGGGUGUUGACUGCAAAAGAAAAGAAAAGCCAGUUAGAUGACAAAACACGAAUUACAGAGCUGUUUGCAGUAUCCCUCCCUCAGCUUUUGGCAAAAUAUUCAGUAGAUGCAGAAAAACUGACAAAUCUUCUGCAGCUGCCGCAGUAUUUUGAUUUGGAAAUAUAUACAACGGGACGUUUGGAAAAGCAUUUAGAGGCAUUAUUACGCCAGAUCAGGAACAUUGUAGAAAAGCAUACAGACACCGAUGUUUUGGAAGCAUGUUCUAAAACCUACCAUGCACUUUGCAAUGAAGAGUUCACAAUAUUUAACCGAGUGGACAUUGCGAAGAGCCAGUUGAUCGAUGAACAGGCAGAUAAAUUCAACCGCCUUCUUGAGGACUUCCUACAAGAGGAAGAGGAGCCUGAUGAGGAUGAUGCAUACCAAGUGCUCUCCACACUAAAGCGAAUAACUGCUUUCCACAAUGCACACGACCUCUCUAGGUGGGAUUUAUUCAGCAGCAAUUACAAGCUAUUGAAAACUGGUAUUGAAAAUGGAGAUAUGCCGGAGCAGAUUGUCAUUCAUGCUUUACAGUGUACUCACUAUGUCAUUCUCUGGCAACUGGCAAAGAUAUCAGAGUCAGGUUCAACUAAGGAAGAGUUGAUCAAGUUGAAGAGGCAAAUGAGAGUAUUUUGUCAGAUAUGUCAGCAUUAUCUUACCAAUGUGCACACUGCUGUUAAAGAACAGGCAUUCACUAUUCUCUCUGACGUACUAAUGAUCUUCAGCCAUCAGAUUGUGAUUGGAGGUCGGGAAGCAAUGGAACCUUUAGUCUAUUCCCCCGAUUCUUCGCUGCAGUCAGAGCUGCUCAGCUUUAUUUUGGAUCAUGUCUUCAUUGACCAAGAUGAUGAUAACAGCAGUUCAGAUGGCCAGCAGGACGACGAGGCCACUAAAAUUGAAGCAUUGCACAAAAGAAGAAAUUUGCUUGCAGCUUACUGUAAGCUCAUAGUAUAUAAUGUAGUUGAAAUGAACACUGCUGCAGACAUCUUCAAACAGUACAUGAGGUAUUACAAUGAUUAUGGGGACAUCAUCAAGGAAACCAUGAGUAAAACACGGCAGAUCGAUAAGAUUCAGUGUGCAAAAACACUUAUACUUAGUUUACAACAGCUGUUCAAUGAAAUGAUCCAGGAACAUGGUUAUAACUUUGACCGAUCAUCGCCAACAUUCAGUGGUAUUAAAGAACUUGCAAGACGUUUUGCAUUAACCUUUGGACUCGAUCAGCUUAAAACAAGAGAAGCUAUUGCAAUGUUGCACAAGGAUGGUAUAGAAUUUGCCUUUAAAGAGCCAAGCCCACAAGGAGAAGUCCUCCCACCGCUAAACAUGGCUUUCCUUGAUAUUCUGAGCGAGUUCUCUUCAAAACUGUUAAGACAGGACAAGAAAACAGUAUACGCAUACCUGGAAAAGUUCAUGACGUUUCAAAUGUCCCUUCGACGAGAAGAUGUCUGGUUACCACUCAUGUCUUACCGAAACUCCUUAUUAGCUGGAGGCGACGAUGACACUUUGUCUGUUAUGAGUGGAAUGAGUGGUCGUGGGUCAUCUGUAAGGAGUAAAAAAGCAAAACCAGCAACAGGAAAACGGAAAUUACCAGAAGGUAUUGUUUUUAUUUCUGAAGAGAGUAGUAGCAGUGAUAGCAUGUGGCUAAGUCGGGAGCAGACAAUGAAUACUCCAGUAAUGAUGCAAACACCACAGCUCACAUCCACUAUCAUGAGAGAUCCCAAGAGAUUGAGGCCGGAAGAGAGUUAUAUGCCUGUUUAUCCAAUGCAGCAUGAGCACCACCAACCAGCCAUCGAUUAUAAUACGCAGGUAACGUGGAUGCUUGCUCAGCGACAGCAGGAAGAGGCAGCAAGGCAACAUCAAGAAAGAGCAGCUAUGAACUUUGUAAAGCUGAGGACUAAUCUGCAGCAUGCCAUACGGCGCAAUCCUGGUUUAAUGGAAGAUGAUGAAGAGCCUAUUGUUGAGGAUGUUAUGAUGUCGUCUGAGGGACGAAUUGAAGAUCUUAAUGAGGGCAUGGACUUUGACACAAUGGAUAUAGACUUGCCUCCAUCUAAAAACAGGAGAGAGAGAACAGAACUUAAACCUGAUUUCUUUGAUCCUGCUUCAAUCAUGGAUGAAUCUGUUCUUGGGGUAUCAAUGUUUUAAUACCAGUUCAUCUAUCAACUCUGUGGUGAAGUGUUUUUUUAAAUGGAAGAGGAAGUUUUUAAUGACAAAUUUGUGGUAGAUACAUUGAAAUUCUGUACAGAAUUUUCUCUAAGGAGAAUUUGACAUGCUUACCAAGAUUAAGUGCAUUGAAGGGCAGUUUUGAAUGCCUGAAAAAUAUAAAGGACAAGUAAACAGUUUGAUAAUAAGCUACAUUGUACCAUUUUGGAGAAAAUAUUUUUUUUAUUUAUGUAUUUUAGUUUGUCCAGUUAUAAUGCAUAGUUCCUUCCUUUCUUCUUUUUUUUUUUUAUUUUAUAAAAAUAACUCCCAUUAUUGAAUAAUGUUGAUUCUCUUUACUCCAUGAAAGAGUUAAAAUAAUAGCAUUUAUAUUUAUAAUUCAGUAUGGUUAUGUAAUAGUUUCCUUUUUUCCAAAAUGUGUAAACUCACAAACUUAAUUAGACUGAUCUCAUUAACUAAAACUCACAACCACUUUUUUUUUUUUUUAAGAUGUCAGUAGGUGAGACAUUUUAAUGUUAUUUUAAUUAAAAGGAGCCUUACGGAAUGCCUUUCUUCCCCAGAAAGACGUCAGUGGGUAAUUCGCGCUAAGGUA